AUGGUUGGCAGCAGUGAGGCUAGCAGAGCCAGUAGAGCCAGCAGAAUCAGCAAACGCUCUCCGGCAAUCGACAGGAGCAAAAGAACACCUGAAGUUAGAAGAGAUGAAUGGUGGAAAGAAUCGCUGAGGCCAACACCAGUACCAGGUACUUACUCCAUAAGAGACUUUCUUCAAGAUGCCCUGCUGAAUCCAGUGGGGCCAACCUACAGUUUCAAAGGGGAAGGCAGAAAGAAAAUGCCCAUCUUCCAGCAGCGUCAUGACAGAACCCUCCCAGACGUGAAACCGUACUAUCCUCCAUCGCUUACGACACUACUAAAGAAAACGACUGAAACAUAUUCUUUUAAGAGCAUCCCAAGGCAAAGCCCAAUGCAUUUAAGCUAUAGAGAUAAGAAUGUAAACACAGACCCUGGGCAGUAUGACCUUUUUCCUCCGCCAGUACCCACUUUUCCAGUCAAGAAUUAUAUGUUUCGAUCUGGAGUACAAAGGUUUCCCAUUUUUGGCCCGAAAGAAGGUCCAGGCCCAGGUGAAUAUGAAAUAAAAGAAAAUCCACCUACACCUAUACGCUCAUGCUUCGUAUCAAAGGUCCCACGUCUGUUGCCAGCUCAUACUAAAAUACCUGGACCAGGAACAUACUGGCCUACAAAGCAGUCUCCCAAACAGCCUAGAACCAUUGCCAGUAUGGGUCGGGAGCACACAAUCUUCUUUAGUAAUAUUCGAGACAUUUAG
Anolis sagrei ordinatus is the source of this 726-nucleotide messenger RNA. The record is from RefSeq and is a predicted model, not a curated record. Lineage: Eukaryota; Metazoa; Chordata; Lepidosauria; Squamata; Anolidae.